Messenger RNA from Ceratotherium simum simum (southern white rhinoceros), 2241 nucleotides. It is a transcript of the gene LRRN4, whose product is annotated as leucine rich repeat neuronal 4. Gene Ontology annotation, cellular component: plasma membrane. Gene Ontology annotation, molecular function: protein binding. The record is from RefSeq and is a predicted model, not a curated record. Gene Ontology annotation, biological process: long-term memory. Lineage: Eukaryota; Metazoa; Chordata; Mammalia; Perissodactyla; Rhinocerotidae.
AUGUGGGCCUUGUUGCUGCUGCUGCUGCUGCUGCUACCGCCGCCCACGGCGCUGCGCCUGAGCCGACCAGGGCCUCCACAGGAGAGGGCCCCUCUUUUCCGGCUCACUCAGCAGGGCCCCUGGGGGAGCGGGGCCAGCAAGGCCACGGUCUCGCCCUGCGAGGGGCUCCCCGCUGCGGGGGCCACGACCUUGACCCUCGUGAACCGCAGCCUGGAGCGCCUCCCCGGCUGCCUGCCGCCCGCGCUGCGCAGCCUCGACGGCAGCCACAACCUGCUGCGCGCCCUGAGCGCACCGGAGCUGGGCCACCUGCCGCACCUGGAGGUGCUGACGCUGCGCCACAACCGCAUCGCCGUGCUGCGCUGGGGCCCCGGCGGGCCUGCGGGGCUGCACACCCUGGACCUCAGCUACAACCGGCUGGCCGCCCUGCCGCCGUGCGCCGGGCCCGCGCUGCGCAGCCUCCGCGCGCUGGAGCUCGCCGGGAACCCCCUGCAGGCGCUGCAGCCCGGGGCCUUCUCCUGCUUCCCCGCGCUGCGCCUCCUCAACCUCUCCUGCACCGCGCUGGGCCGCGGCGCCCAGGGGGGCAUCGCCGACGGGGCCUUCGCUGGAGCGGGCCGCGCACCCCUGGCCACGCUCGAGGUCCUGGACCUCAGCGGCACGUUCCUCACGCGGGUUCAGUCAGGGUGGAUCAGAGACCUGCCAAAGCUCACGUCUCUUUACCUGAGGAAGAUGCCCCAGCUGACGAGCCUGGAAGGAGACAUUUUCAAGAUGACCCCUGACCUGCAGCAGCUGGAUUGUCAAGAUUCCCCAGCACUUACCUCUGUCCAUACACACAUCUUUCAAGACACUCCUCGCCUACAGGUCCUUCUUUUCCAGAACUGCAACUUGAGUUCCUUCCCUCCUUGGAACCUGCAUUCUUCCCAGGUCCUAUCCAUCAACCUCUUUGGCAACCCCCUCACUUGCAGCUGUGAGUUGUCCUGGUUCCUCAAGGAUGCAGAGAGGAUUGUCUUAACCAGGGCAGCAGACACAGUGUGCACACCAGCUGCAGGAUCCAGCGGCACCUUCUCAGCCCCUCUUUUGCUCUCUCAGCUGCCAGGCGUGUGCCAUUCAGACCAAAGCACCACCCUCCUUGAUUCCAACCCACCCUCCCCUGUCCUCUCCACCCUGGCACCAUCUACGCAGGGUCCCUCCACCCUGAAGGGCACAGCCCCGCCCACUAAACCUGCGGGAGGCCACCAAAGUGUCACCAAGGCCCCCUCCCUGCCUGUGGAUUCCCCCACUGGAGCUGCAUGGCAGUACAGCAGUGUCAGGGAGGGGACUACCCCCUCCACCUCCACAGUAGGUUCCAGCAACUCCAGAGAUCCCCCCCGGGCUGCAAGCACAGCUGGGACAAAGCACCAAGAAGAACAUGCUGCCUGGCUUGCCCUUGAGCCCAAUAUCUCAGCUGCCUCCACCGCCUCAGCCAGCAAGCUUGGUCUCUUCCCCACCUCCGGGAACUCAGUGAGCACACCCCAGGCCGACGGGAGGACGCAGGCCGCCCUGCAGGCUCCCCACCCGAGUCCUUCUGAGGGCAGCGUUCCCAUCUUGCUGUUGGACGACGCCGGUGAGGAGGAGGAGGAGAGGGAGAAGGAGGAGGUUAGAGCGCCUCCCCAGGAUGUCCCCUGUGAUUACCACCCUUGUAAGCACCUCCAGACCCCGUGCGCAGAGCUGCAGAGGCGCUCGCGGUGCCGGUGCCCUGGCCUCAGCGGGGAAGACACCGUCCCAGACCCUCCCAAGCUGCAAGGGGUGUCAGAGACCACCGACACGUCCGCGCUCGUCCGCUGGUGUGCCCCCAACUCGGUGGUGCACGGGUACCAGAUCCGCUACUCCCCGGAGGGCUGGCCGGGGAACCAGUCGGUGGUGGGGGACAUCUAUGCCACCGCCCGGCAGCACCCUCUGUACGGGCUCUCGCCGGGCACCACGUACCGCGUGUGCGUCCUGGCGGCCAACAGGGCGGGCUUGAGCCCGCCGCGGACCUCGGGCUGGAGGGGGCCGUGCGCCGCCUUCACCACCAAGCCCAGCUUCGUGCUCAUCUUCGCGGGGCUGUGCGCCGCCAGUGGCCUACUGCUCGUCAGCACCCUGCUUUUGGCCGCGUGUCUCUGCAGGCGGGGCCGGACGCCACGCCGGCAGCGCUACGACACGCACGUGGUGGCCUACAAAAACCCAGCCUUUGACUACCCGCUUAAGCUCCAGACCUGCAAUUAG